Messenger RNA from Exaiptasia diaphana, 854 nucleotides. Its product is annotated as ryncolin-1. The record is from RefSeq and is a predicted model, not a curated record. NCBI's taxonomy places the organism in Eukaryota, Metazoa, Cnidaria, Anthozoa, Actiniaria, Aiptasiidae.
UCCGACUAUUUGUGAAAUGAAGUUUUUUGGCUUAUGUUUGAUGAUUGUUGGCCUGGUGUUUGUACACGAAGGCCAACCAUAUCCCUCAAAAUCAAUCGUUCUGCAUCCCCCUGACUCUAAAAGUGUUCGAAAUUACUUUGUGGCAUUGGCGAACAUGCUGUAUGAAAUUUAUGGAAAGGUAAAAGGAAAUGGAAAACCAUCCAAAGGAGGUGGCGGCAAAGUGUUCAAGAACUGUAAAGAACUCCGUAAACGCGGUUUUAAACAAAGCGGUGUCUAUACCAUCGACCCAGAUGGCAAAGGAAGAUUCAAGGUUUACUGUGACCAAAAGACCGAUGGCGGAGGGUGGACGGUUUUCCAGAAAAGACAAGACGGUUCGGUAAACUUUUACCGAGGAUGGAACGACUAUAAGAAUGGAUUUGGAGAUCUUAAAGGCGAGUUCUGGUUGGGUCUCGAUAAGAUCAAACGACUGACCCAUCAAAGAAGAAACCGUCUUCGUGUUGACCUGGAAGAUACCAAAGGAAAGACCGCGUAUGCCGAGUACGAUUACUUUGCUGUGGCCAGUGAACGAGCCAAGUACAGCCUGAGUUUGGGCUCCUACAAAGAUGAUAAGUCGAGUGGUAGUAACUGUGCUGUACAGUUCAAGGGUGCCUGGUGGUACAAUGCCUGCCACAGCUCCAACCUUAAUGGUCUGUACCACCACGGUAAGCACAAGUCCUAUGCUGACGGUGUGAAUUGGUAUCACUGGAAGGGUCAUUACUAUUCCGCUAAGAGAGCUGAGAUGAAGAUAAGACCAGUGUAAUCAUUGUCAGUCUGUUGUACCGACCAAGGACAAAAUAAAGAUGAUUUGAAAAACA